CAGUUGAAACCUUAUUUGAACACAUAAGUAACGAAAUCCAAACCGUUGAAUAAAUAGAUGAUACUGUUGAUGGUGUUUCUGGCAGUGGUGGCAUCGCAGGAUGUUUUACCUCGGUCCUGCCUCGAUAUCCAGUCCGCAUCAGGGGUCUACGAAAUCCAUCCCGAGUAUGGUUUCGGUAAACCAAUUGACGUGUACUGUGAACAGAGUGCUGAGGAUGGGGGAUGGAUUGUGAUUCAAAACCGUUUCAAUGGUUCAGUUCAUUUCUAUCGAGGCUGGAAGGAUUACGAGGACGGAUUUGGCGAUUGGCGCGGUGAAUUCUGGCUGGGUUUAAAAUCGAUUCAUCGGAUCACUUACUCCCAGUCGUAUGAGCUGCUUAUCCAGCUGGGAGAUGAAAGUGAUGAAAAAGCAUAUGCCAGGUACGAUCGUUUCGUGAUAUCUGGCCCAGAAGAUUCAUAUACCCUGAAACAUUUGGGAAAGUACUCGGGGACUGCAGGUGAUUCACUUGUUCAACAUAAAAAUUUUCCGUUUUCGACAUUAGAUAAAGAUAAUCGUAAACCUAAAUGUUCGAAAAACAAAUCAAAUUGUGCAGUCGAUUAUCAAGGCGCUUGGUGGUAUCAUUGUUGUCAUCAUAGCAACUUGAAUGGGCUAUACGCGGUGGGGAAAGUAGGACUGGGGAUAUGUUGGAAUACAUUCAAAGGAUGUUUCCAUGGAUUGAAAACGUCGAGAAUGAUGAUUCGUCCAAGGGCACCCACGAGUAAGUAAAUUAAGAGUAGGGUAAUCGGGUGUAAAAUGCGCGGAGCGAUCAAAGCAGCAAACUUGAUUUGACAUUUCUGAAAAUUCUAGUCUGUUCUAUUUCUGUACAUUUCCAAACUUAUGUAACACUUUUAAGUUUUUUUAAUUAUCUUCGUUAACUUUGCUACUCUCCUCGUAAAUAAUUACACCAUAUGAAAGCGACAUUUUUCACUUGUUUUCCGUUCUAAUGACGAACAAUAGUCUUUAUAUUCACGAGAGCUCACUAAAUUUUUAAUUAAAUUAUUUUGUUUUAUUUAAUUUUUUACACUUAACAUUUCGAGACAAUGUUCCAUAUUCGUUUAACUAUCUACAAACGUGUUUAAAUUUCGUUGAAAUUGAGCUUCAUUUAUCGGUUCGUUUGGAUAGACACAUACAAUGCGCACUAUGCCCCAAACGAAAUGGAACGUGCGCGUAUUACCCCCAGUUCCCCUUAAUCGUAAAUCGCAAGGAAAAAUUCCAAAAAUCACAAAAAAAAAUACAUAAUCGGAGGUUUCAAUAACAGCUACAGUUUAAUUACAAAUCCAACCUUUAAAAUUUCUCAGACAGUUGAAAUAUCCAAAUAAUGUAAUCUCACCAAAUUCUGAUUUUGUUAAGUUGAUCUAUGUCAUCAGUCCCUCGGUCUCCCGCUGUUGAGCUUGAGCUUGAGCUUGAGCUUGGAUGAACCAUACAUUUCAGUAGUUGCUACUCCGUGAUUGACAAGAACCAUAAAAAUUGCACAUAGAUCCAAAUAAAUGGGGCUUGGGAUUAGCUUACCAUUUUCUGUGUGCACGUUUCGAAGGUUCCUCAUCUUAUAUGGUCAAUAACGGCGCCGGCCACGUCCUUACGGUUCAUCGGGGAAAGGGAAGGAUUGUUAGUUCGACUUCCGUUGCUACUAGAGACCGAAUACACCUCUAAAUCUCCACGGUCGUCACAGGAAGGGUGGUUUGUUAGUGAGUAAGGUAAAUAAGAUCUGGAUUCCCUUUGGGAAGGGAUGUGAUCAAAGCAAAGUUAAAAAUCGUCGCGUCGCACACUAUCGAGUACAUCGCGUUUUUAUACGUCCUAACUAACUAAGUACUUAGCACCGGCGUAGCUCACCGAAUUUUACCGCGCGCUUAAGACGAAAAGAGCAAAGCGUCCUAACGUGGCACUUUCAUACACGUACAAUGCACUUGGCAACGAUGCAACUCUCCGAAUUUUAUCACGCGUUUAAAGUUUAAAACGAGAAGAGCAAGAACGACCUAGCGAGCAAAACACGAACACCGAACUAACCGAUCACGUCAAUUUUCCCCACACAAACACACACACAUACACAAACACACACAACGAACCGACCCUACUGACGAAAAAAUUAUCCAUUACCAAACACUGCACAAGCCUUUGAUUUGACCGGAGACUUAAAAAAAAUGAAAACGCAAAUUAACUCUUGCAAAAACUCAGAAUAAAAGCUUUACAAAGCU
Messenger RNA from Uranotaenia lowii, 2228 nucleotides. Its product is annotated as fibrinogen C domain-containing protein 1-like. NCBI's taxonomy places the organism in Eukaryota, Metazoa, Arthropoda, Insecta, Diptera, Culicidae. The transcript is spliced from 2 exons. The coding region runs from base 58 to 762 and encodes 234 amino acids. The record is from RefSeq and is a predicted model, not a curated record.